This is a messenger RNA of Acytostelium subglobosum LB1, 444 nucleotides long. RefSeq lists its product as hypothetical. The annotation marks the transcript as partial. Gene Ontology annotation, molecular function: ferrous iron binding; ATPase activator activity. Gene Ontology annotation, biological process: positive regulation of ATP-dependent activity. NCBI's taxonomy places the organism in Eukaryota, Evosea, Eumycetozoa, Acytosteliales, Acytosteliaceae. The transcript is spliced from 2 exons. The record is from RefSeq and is a predicted model, not a curated record.
ACAAUGAAUAAUAAUAAUAAUAAUAAUAAUGAACAACAACAACAACAACAACAAACAUAUUAUAAUAUAUUGAAUAUAGAACAAGAUGCUGAUUAUAAUAGUAUAAAGAGUGCUUAUAAGACAAUGGUGUUAUUACAUCAUCCUGAUAAACAAGGUGGCAAUGCAGAUAUGUUUGAUAGGAUACAGAUUGCUUGGAAGUGUUUGAAAGAUGAUAAUCAGAGACGACUAUAUGAUUCCACACUACUUGAGAACAAUAGAUACAAACAUUCAAUAUCCGACGAGAUUGACCUCGAUGACAUGUUAUUCAAUGAGCAUUCAAAUCAAUACUCCUAUCCAUGCAGAUGUAGUGGAACAUAUAGUAUAUCAGGUGAUCAAUUGGAAAUGGGUCAUGAUAUUGCAUGUUGUCAAUCAUGUUCAUUAACAAUCAAAGUAUUAUAUGAGGAG